Doryrhamphus excisus (bluestripe pipefish) is the source of this 5251-nucleotide messenger RNA. It is a transcript of the gene cadm2a, whose product is annotated as cell adhesion molecule 2a. The record is from RefSeq and is a predicted model, not a curated record. Lineage: Eukaryota; Metazoa; Chordata; Actinopteri; Syngnathiformes; Syngnathidae. Gene Ontology annotation, biological process: homophilic cell-cell adhesion.
CAGAAGGAAGGAGCUGGGCACAAGGCGGCGGCAGUGCAUCUUCAGUGCUUAGCGGAGGACGGCAGCCGUUGCUCGCUACUGUCUCCACUUGUGAAGCCCUGCUACCACCGCUGUGGCACAUCGCUCUUGCAGAACAAACCAGAAUAAAAGCAGCACAGUUUCCGGGACCUUUCUAAGCUAGGGACUCGGUAUAAAAGUGAAUCCAGUGUGGGAGAUAACGAGGACAAACUACAAAACGGGAGCAAGACAAGAGGAAGACAGGAUGAAUCUCAAGAAUCAUGUCAUUUUCACCCUCUACACUAUUUACGGCAUUCUUCUUAAAGUGAUGGCUUCCAAAGGCAAAGUUCGAGGUGUCAGCGGUCAGUACCCUUUGGUUCAGAAUGUCACGGUGACAGAGGGUGGGAUCGCCAACAUGACUUGCCGGGUGGAGUACAACGACAACACCUCCCUCCAGUGGUCUAACCCAGCACAGCAGACCCUCUUCUUUGGCGACAAGAAAGCUCUGAGGGACAACAGGAUCGAGCUGAUCCGCGCGUCAUAUUCGGAGUUGACCAUCAGCAUCAGCGAUGUCACACUGUCAGACGAGGGCAUGUACACCUGUUCUCUUUUCACCAUGCCUGUCAGAACGGCCAAAGCUUACCUGACAGUUCUCGGUGUGCCGGAGAAGCCUGAGAUUGACGGCUUUAGCAAGCCUGCCUUGGAGGGAGACCAUAUCACUCUGACCUGCAUGACUCAUGGCAGCAAGCCUGCCGCCGACCUGCGCUGGUUCAGGAAUGAAAAGGAGGUCAAAGGCGCCAAGGUGGUGAACGCCAGCGGGAAGACUUUCACCGUGCGGAGCUCACUGCAGCUGCGCGUGGACAGGAACGACGACGGUGUGCCAUACACUUGCAGAGUGGACCACGAGGCGCUGGAGCAGGCGCCACAGCAAGCCACUGAAGUCUUGGAGGUCCACUAUGCUCCUCAAGUGAAGAUAGUUCCCUCUGCUGGUGUCCCCCAGGAGGGUCAAUACUUAAAGCUGGAGUGUAUGUCCCGAGGAAACCCAUCCCCGGAUCCAGUGAUGUGGACCAAAGAUGGAGUGGAACUUUCCGACCUUGGCAGGGUGAUGGUGGAGGGACGUGAGCUGACCUUUACGUUGCUGAACAAGACGGACAACGGCACCUACCGCUGCGAAGCCAGCAACCACCUCGGGACCAGCAGUGCUGAAUACGUACUCUACGUGUAUGAAGCCCCCACCACCUUGCCUCCAUCCACUACACCCCACUUUCAUCCCAUCCCCCCAGACUCCACCGCUCUAGUCGGCACCCAUGCCUCAGACCCCACAGUAACCGGAAACGGAGAUCCCAAUGCUUUGGGCCACCACGGCACAGACCAUGCCUUGAUCGGAGGAGUGGUGGCAGUGGUGGUCUUCGUCACCUUGUGUUUAAUCAUAGUACUGGGAAGAUACCUGGCCAGGCAUAAAGGGACGUAUUUGACAAAUGAGGCCAAAGGCGCAGACGACGCACCUGACGCCGACACGGCCAUCAUCAACGCCGAGGGCAACCACGCGCACGCCGAGGAAAAGAAGGAGUACUUCAUCUAGACUGUAGAGGGCGCCACCCUUGUCAUCUCUGUCCUCUGUGUCUUUUUCUUCUCCAACCUGCAAUGAGGCGGCGCACAGGCAGAGAGGAUCAUCCUCCCACAGUGUUUGCCCUCUUAUUUUGGCAUCUGUGUCACACUUCCUUGUUUUUGUUUUGUUUUGGCAGCCCGUUUUUUUUGUUUGUUUUGUUUUUUUUGCAGGCAUUGCUGCUGAAGUUGACAACAUUUUUGCCCUCUGUAAAUCUACCAUGACUACUCACACCUUUAAAGGUUCCAACCAGACACCCGAAUACACCACCACCACCACCCAUCCCACUCCCUUUGGCUCACACACGCCCACACAAUCACAUAUCUCACAUCAACACGGUGCCUAAAAAUACAGACGCCAUUGAACUUGUCAAUGCCUUCAUGUAUCAGUCAGUAGCAAUGUAAAUGCUUUUGUAGAUGGUCACCCUGGAUGGACCAUCACUUCACUGCUUAGCUCACAGCAUUGUGUCUUUGUUCUUAUUUGAAUGAUGGAUCUGUGUUAUUUACGCCUUAUACAUAUCUACCACACUGAAUAAUGGUACUUCUUAUACCAUCCACUCCCCCUCCUUCUUGAAAUAGACUUGUAAUUAAACCGUGGAGCUAUGUAAGAUAAGAGGAAGGCUUUGUGUGACACUCGUGUAGCAAGCUCGGUCACAUGUGAGGUAUGUCAGAAAAGUUCCAGGACUGUGGAUGCUGAUCAUAUUGUCUCCGAUGUGAGGGGUGAGUUCUUGCCACAGGGCCGGACCAUCGACCAGCAUGUCUACAAAGAGACCCUGGGGCAUUUGAUGGUUCAGUGUGUGCCCUGACCAUCCGACAGUCCCUAACCGUGAAGAACAUCGCCAUGCUGGAGCCACCUCCCUACUCACCCAACUCACUCCGUGUGAUUUUGAUGUCUUUGUGGGUCGUGCGUUAGAAUCCAGCGAGAUUGCAGUACGGGGGGUAGUACUUGGUUUGUAGUUUGCAUUAGAAAUACAUCUUUCGUGGCACCAGUCCUGGACCUUCCCUGACACACCUCAUUAGUGUAUAGUUAGAAAAGUGGAGGUGUAGUGUGCUACUGUUUAGAACUGAGAAUACACACCAAAAAUAUAUCGAAUGAUGCUAGAUGAGACGUUUCAUCCGUGGAGAAGAAUAGAAAAGCAUUUUCUAAAUCUGCUAUACCAAUCUACUUUUUAUGUGUAUAUUAUUCUUGCACUGGCCCGUCUAAGCGUUCCUCUUACAACAGUUUGUUUUCCAUACGAUGGCUUCAGGUCCAGUAGAUGUAUAAAUUGUAUUAAAGUUAGUACAUUCAUUUAUGUCAUAAUGGAAAAACAAAUCCCCUGAAAUGUUAAAUUAGGGACUAUAUGUCGAAAAAGAGUGCAUUAGUUACAUGUACAGGGAUUUUGUGAUAAAUGCAUUUUCUUUCUGUAAAUUGUUUUGAUGUAUGCUUCAAAGAGCGGGUGUAUAGUUUGUAUUGGCCCAAAUGAACCAAUCAUGCUCACAUUCUAUAGUAGAACAGGUAGAAGAAGUUUGCACUUGUGUGUUCAAAUGUGACUAUUAACGUCAGGGAGUUCAUACAGGUCAUUAUACCUGUACUCCCUGCACCCGUAUGAAGUCUGUGUGAAGGUCAUACAGGGUCAGUGACCUGUGUGAACAUUUUGGCAGAGUUCAUGUUGGUGCUGCAACUGUAUGAACCACAUCCACAUUGGUCACUGUACCUAUAUAUAUUAAAAUGUAUUUAUAAUUUAAAUAUACACAUGUGCAUGGAGCUAUUAAGAUGCUAUUACAUGUGGUGGAUUUCAUACAACAUCAGCGGACUGUAUGAAAUCUACGCACAUUUAGUGGAGUUUAUAUAGGUGACUAUAUUAUGGAUGAAUUCCAUCCCCACGAAGAGGGGAUCAUACAGGUCACUGUGCUCUAGAUGAACUCCAUGCACAUUUUCUGGAAUUCACACAGAUGUAGUGACUUAUAUUAACCUUGUAUAAUGUAUGGAGUUCAUACAGAUCACAUGCACUUUGGUCAGUCAGUGUAUGAACUCCAUUCACAUGUAUUGGAGUUCAUACAGGUCACUGCACCCUAGAUGAACUUCAUGUACAUGUGCUGGAGUUCAUAUGGAUGUCGUGACCUACGUAUAUAAACCUGGAGUUCAUACAGGUCACUCUGUGUAUGAACUCCAUGCGAAUGUAGUGGAGUUCAUACAUCAGUCAGUGUAUGAACUCCAUUCACAUGUAUUGGAGUUCAUACAGGUCACUGCACUCUAGAUGAAGUUCAUGCACAUGUGCUGGAGUUCAUAUGGAUGUAGUGACCUAUAUGAACCUGGAGUUCAUACAGGUCACUCUGUGUAUGAACUCCAUGCGAAUGUAGUGGACUUAAUACAGGUCACUGCACUAUGGAUGAACUUCAUGCACAUUUGCUGGAGUUCAUACAGAUGUAGUGACCUAUAUGAACCUGGAUUUGGGCAAACUCUUACAAGGUCAGUAGGUGUAUGUACUCCACAUACAUCUGGUGGAGUUCUUACAGCUCACGGUACCUGCAGGUACUCCAUGCACGUUGUGGACUUCACACAAGUGUAACUUAUGUGGACUCUGUGCCGUUGAUGAAAGUCAUACAUGCCACUGGGUGUAUGAACUCCAUCUAUAGCAUGUGUGCUGAAGUCCAUAAGAAUGCAGUGAACUCAGUGUGCAUUUGGUGGUGUUCAUUCAGGUGAACAUCCAAAAGUGGUGAAACUCUUAUAUGAUAGCAGAUGUAUGAACUCCAUCCGCCUGUAUGAGCUCCAUGCACAUUUGGUGGAUUCCAUAACGAUGCAUUCAAUGUGGAUUUGGUGGAGUUCAUACAGGUCACAUCCACAUGUGGUGAAACUUUUACAUGCCAGGAUGUGUAUGAACUCCAUCCACCUGUAUGUGCUCUAUGCACAUGGGUACAGUUAACUGAAUGCGCAUUUGGUGGAAUUUAUACAAUGAGUGAAACUUACCAGUUUAGGAAAUGUAUGAACUCCAUCCGAAUGUAUAAGGUCCAUGUAUAUGUUUUGGUGGUCAUACAGGUACCGUGAUAUCGGUAUCAACAAGAUGCUCGUUUGAUGGAGUUCAUGCAGUUCAUGUUAAAUAUUCAUAUUUGAACAUAGCAAAACCCAAACGGUGAAGUGGUUUGCAUUGCUUUUCAUAUGAAACUUUUUCAUAAUAAUGUUAUGCAAUUAGUAAAAACACUUCAUUUUGCUGCCAUUAUUAAGCAGUGUGCCGCUAACAGCGUCCAAUCUUCCCAGUGAUAAACAAGAAGGACAAACCGAAAAGAAAAAAGCACAAGUAGAUGAUUGAGUCAGUGUGUUCCAUUGCUAACAACUCAUUUGUCUUGGGGAUGCUUCUUUUGUUCAAAUCAACUGUGGGGGAACAUGACAACUAUUUGCUUCAAAUAUGACAAAAAAAAGACUAAGAAACGUGGUUUCAAACUCCCUGCUGUGUAUUGUGUCUGCUGAAAACGUGGUUGAUUGUGAAAAUUGCUAUUGAAUUCCAGCUCCCCUGAAAUCUUUUGAAUUUGUAUAUUAGCACAUUUAUAGCGUUUUUAUUAUUAUCAUUAUUCUUAUUUUAAUUUGCCAUUGCAUAAACGUUAGCCAUCUUUUACAUUUAAUUUUGGCACAAACCAUGUAAAUAAUGUAUGAGGAAACUAAAGUUGGUAAAAA